CUUCCUUUAUCUUCAUCUCCACUCCUGUCCCCUCUCUCUCUUUCUAUCUCAUUCUCAUUCUCUCUCUCUCUCUCUCUCUGAGUAAGACCCUUAGAUCUCCGUCCCCGUUUUUUCCCCCUUUUUCUUACAUUAAUUUCUCUAAUUUCCCCCAUUAUUUCGAAACCGUUGUUCGGAUUUCGCUUGGUCGAGCGCGAAAGUUAGCGCUUUCAGUGCAAAUCAAUGGCGGAACAAGAGGUAGCGGUAGCAGGAGAUGGAAGCCCUGUGCCUUCAGAUCACAAGAGGAAGCUUGAAGAUGUGGAACCUGAAGCUCCAGAACCGGUCGUUUCGAAUGCUUCUCCGGACGAAGCUGCAGCAGAUGAGAAUGUGAACGCGAACUCCGAUGAGGCGCAGAAUGAUACGGAGAAACCCCAAGAGAGUGCCGAGCAGGACUCGACUUCUCCCAAGGUGAAGCGGCCUCGCCUGGAGGAAGAAACCACCGAUCUUUCAGCUGCUGAGAAUGGCCACCAGGUGCAAGAGUCAGAAGAGAUGCCUGCAGAGAAAGUUGAAAAUACAUCUGUAGAUGGUACAGAAAAUGCUCAAGCCCCAUCUACUGGUACUGUAAACCUUGAAAAUCAUGUUCACCAGACUGAAAAUGGUGGUGAAGCACUCUCUGGUGAGAAUCUUCAGGCAGGCACCAAUCAACAUCCUUCAGGAGGCAAUCUUCAAAUAACCUCCAUGAUUCCCCAACAAGGAGAACUUGCUUCUGCACAACAACCGCCUGCAUCCGAUACGCAGACUACAUCACGGAAAAUGGAAGUUCCAAAUAAUAAGGUUGGCGUUCUUAUAGGCAAAGCUGGAGAUACCAUCCGAUUCUUGCAAUAUAAUUCUGGGGCAAAAAUUCAAAUCACACGAGAUGCUGAUGCUGAUCCAUAUUCUUCAACCAGGCCUGUGGAACUCAUAGGAACUCUGGAAAAUAUAAAUAAAGCCGAAAAGUUGAUUAAAGAUGUUAUAGCAGAGGCUGAUGCAGGGGGUUCCCCUUCCCUUGUCGCAAGGGGCUUUGGUACUGCACAAGCUAGUGGAGCCACAGAACAAAUACAGAUACAGGUUCCAAAUGAGAAGGUUGGUUUGAUCAUAGGGAAAGGUGGGGAGACAAUUAAAAGCCUACAGACCAGAUCUGGGGCACGCAUCCAGGUACUGAUACCACAACAUCUUCCUGAGGGUGACCAAUCAAAGGAAAGAACUGUGCGCGUGACUGGUAAUAAAAAACAGAUAGAGAUGGCAAGAGAAAUGAUAAAAGAAGUAAUGAAUCAGCCUGUGAGGCCUUCUACUCUCUCUGGUGGUUAUCAACAGCAAGCCUAUCGCCCACGUGGACCCACCGGUCCACCUCAGUGGGGCCCCCGUGCUCCACCUCCUGCACAGCCAACAGGUUAUGAUUAUCCACAACGAGGUAUGUAUCCUUCUCAGAGUCCACAGUAUCCACCUCCAACAUAUGGUGGUUACCCUCCACAACAGUCAGGUCCUAGGGGUGGUUUUAGCGCUGGUUGGGAUCAAAGGCCCGCAGCUCCUAUGCAGGGUCCACCUCAAGGUGGUGGCUAUGAUUACUAUGGACAAGGAGGGGGACAUGGUGGUGAGCCUGCUGGUCCUGCCCCUGUUUCCCAACCUGCCCCAACCCCUGCUGCUGCUGGACCUCCCCCUACCCAAGUGAACUACUAUGGACAGCCACAGGGUCCAGACUACGGGCAACCUACAUAUCCCCAGUCAGCGCCUCCCCAGCAGAACUAUGGGCAUGGAUAUGAAGAACCAAAAUAUGAAAACCAACCUCCAACACAUCCAUAUGGAGGUCAUGGACAUUCUCAGCCAGGGGCUUACCCGCAGCAAGUAAGCACGCAAGCAGGUUAUCCCCAGCAAACGUAUGGUAAGCCACCGCCUUACAGCAUGCCACCACAGGGGCCUCCCCAAUCUUAUGGGCCACCUAGGGCAAGUCAACCUGGAGAUAUGCCAUAUCAAGGUCCUAUGUCACAAACCCACUCAUAUGGGCCAAAUGCUCCCCAGCAGUCAUUCCCAUACGCAUCAGGUGGGCCCAUGCAACCAUACCCAUAUGGUUCUACACCAGCCACCAAUGAUGGUUACAACCAACCUCCCUCAGUAAAUGCACCUGCUUCAGGUUAUCCUCAGCAAGGUGGUCAGGCUGCUCCUGGUUAUGGUCAGCCAGGGGGUCAGCCUGGUGCUGUGUAUGCUCAAGGACCUACAGGGGGCUAUGGGCCUUAUACAGCCUCCCAGCCAGGUUAUGGUGAGCAACCAGCUCCAAACAGUGCAAAUUAUGGUUACCAGGGACCUACAGACACAGCAGGUUAUGGUGGUGCACCCCAGGGUUCAGCUUAUGGUGCACCGUCGAGUGGCCAGGUCGUUUAUGCACAGCCUACAACAAAUCAGCCAGGUUACGACCAGUCCAUGUCUCAGUCAGGUGGUUACGCGGGUGUUCCAACUAAUGCACCAGUGGGUUACGGCAAGAGUUUGUCACCUCAGCCUGGAUAUGGAGCUCAAUACGAUUCAACUCAGACAUAUGCUGCCGGUCUUCACUAAUUAAUUGCUUUGAUACUCGUUUUGAACCUUGGGCACCCACCACUAUGGUCUGGUUUAUGUGGUGAUAUGUCAAAAGUGGUGGCUUGCUUGUCUAUGUCGAAUAUUGCGGGAUUUCAAACUCAGUUUUAUCCCUCAGAGUUGGUGACUCGAUUCAAUGGAUUAUUCUAGCUAGUUGUGUGUCAGUCUUAAAACGUGCAUGCGACUAUAUUGUUUGUGCACAGAGCUAACUUCUGCCCAUUGAUGGAAUGGUACAUGGCCUAGUGUUUAAUAUAAAAUUUUAGAUCUGAUAGAUUCUCUUC
Messenger RNA from Nelumbo nucifera (sacred lotus), 2861 nucleotides. Its product is annotated as KH domain-containing protein. The record is from RefSeq and is a predicted model, not a curated record. Gene Ontology annotation, molecular function: RNA binding. Lineage: Eukaryota; Viridiplantae; Streptophyta; Magnoliopsida; Proteales; Nelumbonaceae.